CUCAUCGAGCGGGUCGCUAGCGCGCGCGCGCGCGUGUGUCCACACACACACACACACACACACCCACACCCACACCCCCGGUACAUAUAUGCAUACUACUAUUUACGUGUACACGUCAUAUCACGGCUGUCAUUGCUCGUUGUACCGGUGCGCCCUGCGGAUCAUCGUGGGUUAUUGUUAACCCACACGCACACCGUACGCUUCGCCCGCACAUCGAGAUAAAGGAGAGAGAGGGAGUAUCCUCUUCUCCUCGCAUAUAUUAUAUCUCGCUACACCCCCGCAGCUGGGGUCCCCCUUUUGGGGCGCGAGUGCGUGUGUAUACGCGUGCACGACUCAAGAUAUGACCAUCGAGUGGUGAAAAAAAAAAAAAAAAAAAAAAAAAAACACUCUGUAUACCCGCGAGAGAGUAUAUAGUGUUCGUUUUGUGCAUAUUUGUGUACAGUGGGGCGUCUUGGUACUGUAUAUUAACGUGCAUAAUAUCACCUUGCGCGAUCAUCCCCCGGGAUCGAGUUGCGAUGGUGCACGUUGCACAUACCCAAUAGGUGCACGAGAGCGAAGGAAAAAAAAAAAAAAAAGAAAAAAAAAAAAGUGCAGCAGGAAGUGGAGGAAGGUGGUGGUGGGGAAUCGCCAAUAGGACAUUGGACGAUGUUGUUUGCCGAGGGCACGCAGGUCAUCGCGUCGCAUCAUUGGCCGUUUAUCGGGAGCCACGAGUGAAAGACCACAAAAGACGUACACGGUGGAGGAGUAGCGGGUUAUUGGUUAAAAAUAUGAUCGUUGCUCCUCCGGCCGGGCCGCUCCUCCGAGUUGGAUCCAAGGAGGAUGGAGGAGGAGUGCCGGCAGUAUAAGCAGCCGUACCUCCGAGACUCGACGACCACGCUGCCCGCGAGCUCCUGCCGCCGCCGAGCCCCCCCCGUCGGGGCACCAGUACCGCCCGCGUCCCCAGCCCCCGACAAGGAGCGGCCAAUCGUGCCCCCGAAGGGGUAAACUCGAGCGCGAGUAAGAGCCCGGUGUGGCCCAUCGUACCCCUCCCCCCCUCCCCGAUUAUUUGUUUGUUGGACGAUCACGACAAUCAAACAACUCCUCCCGUGGUCGCGCGCGUCGCCACCUUAACGACGAUGAUGCUGAUGAUGACGAUGGUGAUGAUGAUGGCCCGACGCAGCCGUCAUCGCCGUCAUCGCCGUCGCCGCCGCGGACGGGACAUCCCGGUCGUUGGAGGCGCCCUCGCGGCCAAGGGACGGAGAAGCCACGCGUGAGGUGGGGCAACGUCGUCCACAGAGCUCUCCCCAAGGACGGCUUCCGGCGAAGACGUUAAAGUUUAUCAAAGGCAAAAAAGCAACUCUAUACACGCGGUAUAUUGGUAUAUUGAUAUAUAUAUAGAGAGAGAGAGAGAGAGAGAGAGAGUGAGAGAGAGGAAAAAAAAAAAGAAAGACAAAGAAUGGCCUCGGUCGCCGCGUGGCUGCCGUUCGCGCGGGCCGCGGCCGUCGGUUGGGUGCCCAUAGCCGCGCACCCCCUGCCCCCGCCCCCGAUACCCAAGGACCGGCGCAACACCGAGGACGAGAAACUCGUGAUAAACGUGUCGGGCUGUCGUUUCAUGAUUUGGCGGACAACCCUCGAAAAGUACCCCGACACCCUACUCGGGAGCAGCGAGAAGGCCUUUUUCUUCGACGAGGACACCCGUGAGUACUUCUUCGACCGGGACUCGGAGAUAUUCCGGCACAUACUCGGGUUUUACCGGACGGGCAAGCUCCACUUUCCACGGCACGAGUGCUUGACGAGCUUCGACGACGAGCUGGCCUUCUUCGGGAUCUCGUCCGAGGUGAUUGGCGACUGCUGCUACGAGAUCUACCGGGACGGCAAGCGGGAGAACCUCGAGAGGUUGAACGACGACAAGGCGAGCGAGGACGGGGACCACACGCCCCAAUUGACGGAUCUGCGGCAAAGGAUGUGGCGGGCGUUCGAGAACCCGCACACGUCGACCGCCGCGUUGGUGUUUUAUUACGUGACGGGGUUCUUUAUAGCCGUGUCGGUGCUGGCCAAUGUGCUGGAGACGGUGCCGUGCGCGAAUCUGCCGGGCCGGGCGGGCACCCUCUCGUGCGGCGAGCGCUACAAAAUCGUCUUCUUUUGCCUGGACACGGCGUGCGUGAUGAUAUUCACGGCUGAGUACCUGUUGCGGUUGUUCGCGGCGCCGAGCCGCUGCAAGUUCGCCAGGUCGGUCAUGUCCAUCAUCGACGUCGUGGCUAUACUGCCGUACUACAUAGGCCUCGGUAUAACCGACAACGACGACGUGUCCGGGGCCUUCGUCACCCUAAGGGUCUUUCGGGUCUUUCGGAUCUUCAAGUUCUCAAGGCACUCCCAGGGCCUGCGGAUACUCGGCUACACUCUUGAAUCGUGCGCCUCCGAGCUCGGCUUUCUCGUCUUUUCCCUGGCCAUGGCCAUCAUCAUAUUCGCCACCGUCAUGUUUUACGCCGAGAAAAACGUCGACGGUACCAACUUCACCUCCAUUCCUGCUGCCUUUUGGUACACCAUCGUCACGCUCACCACCUUGGGGUAUGGAGACAUGGUGCCGGAAACAAUAGCCGGCAAGAUAGUGGGCGGCGUGUGCUCGCUCAGCGGCGUGCUCGUGAUCGCCCUGCCCGUACCCGUCAUCGUCAGCAACUUCAGUCGGAUUUAUCACCAGAAUCAACGGGCCGACAAGAGGAAGGCGCAGAGGAAAGCCAGACUGGCGCGGAUAAGGAUCGCCAAGGCGUCGAGCGGGGCAGCGUUCGUCAGCAAGAAGAAAGCCGCCGAGGCGCGAUUGGCGGCCCAGGAGAGCGGCCUCGAGACGGACGAUUACCUCAAGCAGGAGGACAUAUUCGAGCUGCAGCACCAUCACUUGCUGAGGUGCCUCGAGAAGACGACGGACCGCGAGUUCGUGGAGAUGGAAGUGCCAUUCAACGGAGCGCCGAAGCGGGCCGGCUCCCCGAGUCCCCUGACCUCGCCGGCCCACAGCACGGGGCCCCAGCACCAGCGAGGGACGAUCCUGCAGUUCUGCUGCGGCCGGUGUUACCCGCGCUACCAGAGCUUGUCGUAUCAGAUGACGGUGACCGAGAGCAAGGAUAAAGUGGUGCUUGUUUACGGCGACCGUAUUGAAGUGCGGACAAAGGAUUUAAAGAAACGCGGCUCGCACACCUGCGACAUGCAGGCCCUGCGGCCGCUCCCGGUCGUUUCCAACACCAUCGCCACCACCACGGCCACGUCCGAUGUGUGCACCUCCGGUGGCCAGCCACCGAUUUUGGAGACCGCCUGAGCCGAAGCCGGUGAUGAUCGAUUCGUCCCCGCGCUGCAAUCGCCGUUGACUCUUCAUCCACGACCACCAGAUAGUAGAAAAAGAUAAUGAAAAAAAAAAAAAAAAAAAAAAAAA
Messenger RNA from Copidosoma floridanum, 3400 nucleotides. RefSeq names its product potassium voltage-gated channel protein Shal (gene Shal). Gene Ontology annotation, cellular component: membrane; voltage-gated potassium channel complex. Lineage: Eukaryota; Metazoa; Arthropoda; Insecta; Hymenoptera; Encyrtidae. Gene Ontology annotation, biological process: action potential; potassium ion transmembrane transport; protein homooligomerization. Gene Ontology annotation, molecular function: A-type (transient outward) potassium channel activity; protein binding. The record is from RefSeq and is a predicted model, not a curated record.